Molecule: messenger RNA, 2690 nt
Organism: Sinocyclocheilus anshuiensis
Lineage: Eukaryota; Metazoa; Chordata; Actinopteri; Cypriniformes; Cyprinidae
Gene: slc6a16a
Product: solute carrier family 6 member 16a
Exons: 12
Coding region: 231-2312 (693 amino acids)
Biological process (GO): amino acid transport; nitrogen compound transport; sodium ion transmembrane transport
Cellular component (GO): plasma membrane
Source: RefSeq, a predicted model, not a curated record
GGUCUGGCGUUACAUUUGCCUUUUACCAAAGUUGUACAUUCGGAGCCGAGCCCUCCAACGUGGCGAUCCCCCAGCCAACCCAAGAGCGGGGUAAAAAUACUGCAGUGGAUCUGAACGACUGGAUUUUUAGCUGAAUCGAUAACACAGAGGCUGCCAGUCGAAGAUUAGCGGUUUAAGAAAAAGAAAAAAAAAACUACUACAAGGCAACUCCCCCUGAAACGGGCUGCAAGAUGGAGAAGCCGCCGUUGCCCAAUGAUGAGGAUGGUAGUGUAUUGGCUGAGAGUCGAUCAGACACGGCUCUGGUGGCGGCAGAUGAAGAAGGGUCUGCGGGUGCUGAUGGGCCAGAGGACGACAGGCCAGCGUGGGACAGUAAGCUGCAGUAUGUGCUCGCUCAGGUGGGCUUUAGUGUUGGCCUGGGCAAUGUCUGGAGGUUCCCCUAUCUCUGCCACCAAAAUGGAGGAGGUGCCUUUAUGUUACUGUAUGUGUUGCUGUUGCUCAUUAUCGGGGUUCCUCUGUUCUUCAUGGAGCUGGCCGCUGGGCAGAGCAUCCGUCAGGGCAGCAUCGGGGUCUGGAAGCACAUCUCACCUCGCCUCGCCGGCAUCGGUUACUCUAGCUGCAUGGUUUGUUUCUUCGUUGCCCUGUACUAUAAUGUGAUCAUUGCCUGGUCUCUGUUCUAUAUGGGGAAUUCAUUCCAGUAUCCAUUGCCAUGGGAACAGUGUCCUGUAGAUAUGAUCUCAAACCAGACAGUGAAGGAAUGUGCGUCAAGCUCUCCUACCUCAUAUUUCUGGUUCAGAAAGGCUCUGGAUAUCUCAGACUCCAUAGAUCAGUCAGGAGAGUUUAACCCCAUCAUGACCGGUUGCCUGCUUGCAGCCUGGGCUUUAGUGUGUCUCGCAAUGAUCAAGGGCAUCAAGUCUUCUGCUAAGGUGAUGUAUUUCUCCUCUGUGUUCCCUUACGCUGUGUUGAUCUGUUUUCUAAUCAGAGGGGUCAUGUUGGACGGCGCUGUAGAGGGCAUCAAAUAUAUGUUUUAUCCUAAGCUGGAGAUUUGGGGGGAAGUGCAGGUGUGGCGUCAGGCUGCUACACAGGUGUUCUUCGCACUGGGUCUGGGUUAUGGCUCUGUGAUCGCUUACUCGUCCUACAAUCCUGUGCAUAACAACUGCCACCGGGACGCCAUCAUGGUCUCAGGCAUCAACUUCAUGACCUCAGUAUUGGCCUCUCUGGUUGUCUUUGUGGUCCUCGGUUUCAGAGCUAAGAACAUUGCUUUGGGUUGUGUUGCAGCUAAUGUGGCCAGGAUGGCAGGAAUGGCAACAACAGGUUCGUCGGAGCAUUGGUGGCCAUGGUUCAACAUUUCAGACCCCGAAUCAGUGACUCUUCAAGACUACAGAGAAUGGUACAGCCACUAUGGAAACCUGCUAGGGUCAAACAUCACUGACUGUGACCUGGAAAGAGAAAUGAGCAAGGGUGUGGAGGGCACGGGUUUGGCAUUCAUAGCAUUUACAGAGGCGAUGGCAUUGUUUCCAGCAAGUCCAUUUUGGUCGACUUUGUUCUUCCUCAUGCUGCUGAAUUUAGGCCUCUCCACCAUGUUUGGCACCAUGCAGGGGAUUCUUACCCCACUCAUGGACAACUUCCGAGUGCUCGGGCGCCACAAGACCAUGUUGACGGUGUGUAGCUGUAUCCUGGGCUUCUUCAUUGGCCUGCUGUUCACUCAGAGAAGUGGCAACUAUUUCGUGACCAUGUUUGAUGACUAUUCUGCCACACUGCCACUGAUCAUCGUUGUGGUUUUUGAAACCUUCAGCGUGGCGUGGAUUUACGGUGCUGAUCGUUUCUUGGAUGAUGUGGAGGUGAUGCUGCACUGGCGCCCUCCAGUGAUUUAUUGCUAUUUGUGGAAGUAUGUGUGUCUGCUCGGCAUGGUGGGACUGCUGGCUGCUAGUCUUCUCCGCAUGGUCUUCAAACGGCCCACUUACACAGCUUGGAACCACACCAUGGGAUCUGAAACUAGCCUCGAGUAUCCUGGAUGGGCUCUGGUCAUGCUCUCCAUGCUAAUCAUCGUAGCAUCUCUCCCCGUGCCCAUUGGCUACCUGCUCUCCUUCCUCAGAGGUGGGCGGAGCCUACCAGUGGAGGAGGGCGAGAUUGAGCCUCCAAGAGAACGAUACUCCAAAUGCAAUUCUGCUGAGCCAGAGCCGAAUAACCAUCACUCCCCACUGGACGAAGACAGGAAUCGGCCGCGCUCCACCUUCCUUCCACUGGGUGCUGAACACUACAGGCUGCUCCCGCAACAGGAAGAGGGAGAGGAAGAGGAAGACACUGGGCUGUAAGGAAAUGCAGGGACAAAAUUGAAUUCAACAGGUGUUUGAGCAGAAAACGAAAAGACUAUUUAUCGAUGAGUAUUGGAGUUUUUUUAAUGGAGUGGAGGGAGGCGGACUCCAUUUAUUCUCAUUAUGCUAAUGAACAUUCAUGAAACAUAUUAGUCAGUCAAAGCCCUAUUUGAGAGGGACGCUUUUUGCAAGUGCACCAAUCACUGAAUUGCUUUGUUCUUGAAUCCCUACAUGUACAUACUGUAGUGAUGUGCUCUAUACCAAAAGUGCCUCUUAAAGGGAUAGUUCACCCAAAAUGUUCAAAAUGAGGGCAGUCGUGGUCUAAUGGAUAGAGAGUCGAACUUGUAACCCGAAGGUCGUGGGUUCGAGUCUCAGGUC